AUGUGUCUAGAUGCUGGUGCAGAGUGGCAAGGGUAUGCAGCAGAUGUCACCCGAACGUUUCCCCUUUCCGGCAACUGGCCCUCCAAUGAGGCGAAACAGAUAUACGACUUGGUGCAGCACAUGCAGACGAAAUGUAUGGAUAUGCUUGGCCCGGGCAAGCGAUUUGUAGAUGCCCAAUAUCUCGCACACCUUGUGGCUAUCGAAGGACUGCUCGAGCUGGGCAUCUUCCAUAACGGCUCCAAGAAAGAAAUUUACGAGGCAGGUACAUCUGUUGCCUUCUUCCCACAUGGUCUGGGUCAUCAUAUGGGCUUGGAAGUGCACGAUGUUUCGACGGUGCUCACAAAGAGCACUACAACCGACGUGCACGAUAAAAUCGCUCCCGAGGUACCAUCACCAGAGCGACUGAUGUUGAUAUGUGCUAAAGUGUAA
This is a messenger RNA of Aureobasidium vineae, 429 nucleotides long. Lineage: Eukaryota; Fungi; Ascomycota; Dothideomycetes; Dothideales; Saccotheciaceae. The record is from the annotation of a GenBank genome assembly.